AGUAGCACACGUACAGAGCACAUUGUACACAUUACAGCGAGACAGGCCAGUGUUCAUCAGGUUUUAUGUACUCAGUACAGCAAGUAAGAACUACACAGAGUAACACAGAUUUUCCGCACUGAUUAACAGAAUGCAUUUCAUCUCCCAUGCAUUGGUGAUUCUAGGCAUUGUGGUGCAGUCAGCAGCAGCAGAUCCCGGCACUGGAGAAUCUCCUGUCCCUGUAACCUGCUCCAUGAGAGGAACGGAUUUAAAAAAAGAGUCCGCUCAGGUGCUAUGUCCACCAGGGUGCACAGAGCAGCAGCUUUCCGUAUAUGGCCACGCAGUGUACGCAGCCGUGUCCAGUAUCUGUGGUGCCGCAAUUCACCGUGGGGUGAUCUCUAAUAAUGGGGGACCAGUGUCGCUACGUAGGCUUCCUGGACAGCAAAAUUAUCCAGCAAUCUUUGCCAAUGAGUUGCAGUCCCAGCCACUCAGCAAAUGGUCAUCAUCAUUUUCUGUAUCCAAAUUCAAGACUCGGGGGAUGGAAGUCUCAGGAAAGCCUGUGUCCACUCAGGGAUCCUCAGCAAGCAGACGCCAAAAGAAAACCCCAGAGAAGUCAACAGGCAAUAAAGACUGCAAAGCAGAAAUCGCCUUUCUUCUUGAUGGCAGCAACAAUAUCGGUCAGCGUCGUUUCAACCUGCAGAAAAACUUUGUGGCUAAAGUGGCCUUCAUGUUGGGAAUUGGCACAGACGGGCCCCAUGUGGGAGUGGUCCAAUCCAGUGAGCUGCCAAAGACAGAGUUCUAUCUGAAGAAUUUUACAACACCAAAGGAUGUUUCGUUUGCCGUGAAAGAGAUCAGCUUUAGAGGAGGAAACUCCAACAUAGGGAAAGCUGUGAAACACACAGCUCAGGCCUUCUUCACUGCUGCUAAUGGGGUGCGAAAAGGAAUCCCGAAAGUCAUGGUGGUAUUUAUAGAUGGUUGGCCUUCCGACAACAUUGAGGAGGCUGGCAUCGUAGCCCGGGAGUAUGGCAUCAAUGUCUUCAUUGUGUCUGUGGCACCUCCCUCCCCGGAAGAGCUUGGAAUGGUGCAGGAUGUGGCAUUUAUAGACAAGGCUGUCUGCAAAAACAACAGCUUUUUCUCCUACCACAUCCCAAACUGGUUUGGAACCACCAGGUAUGCAAAGCCUCUAGUGCAGAAGCUGUGCACCCAUGAGCAGCUUCUGUGCAGCAAGACUUGCUACAACUCCGUCAACAUUGGCUUCCUGAUUGACGGCUCCAGUAGUGUCGGUGACCAAAACUUCCGUCUCAUGCUGGAGUUCAUGAGUAACAUUGUGCGUGCCUUUGAGGUAUCAGACGUGGGUGCAAAAGUGGCCGCAGUGCAGUUCACUUAUGAUCAGCGCAUGGAGUUUGGCCUGAAUGACUAUGUCAGUAAGGAUGACGUGCUGCGAGCCCUAUACAACAUCCGUUAUAUGAGUGGAGGCACUGCCACAGGAGAUGCCAUCAACUAUGUAGUGCGCAGUGUUUUCCAGUCCGGUAAGGCUGGUCCAAACAAAAACUUCUUGGUUAUCAUCACCGACGGCCAGUCCUACGAUGAUGUCCGGGGCCCAGCCAUUGCUGCACACAGAGCAGGUAUAACCGUGUUCACUGUUGGCGUUGCAUGGGCACCUUUGGAGGACCUGAAGGACAUGGCAUCUGAACCCAAAAACCAUCACACAUUUUUCACCAGAGAAUUUCCAGGGCUGGAGAAUAUUGUCCCAAGCAUUAUUCGUGGGAUCUGCAGAGAUUACCUGGAUUCACACAAGUGAGGGCAUCAGGUAGAAUUCCCCUUAGAGAGGAUUGUUAAAGAGGCAGCUUACAAUUACUGGAAAGACAGCCUCUCUAUUGGGACAGGGUAACAGGCUACGUACGUUACAUGUAAGCAACAGGGAAACUGCGGUUACAGAUUUUUUUCACAGCAUUUGUUAAAUAUGUAAAAUGUAAUCAGUGUCUUCUUCCGCCACUUUGCAAGCAUAUAAAACAAUUAGACCCUUCUGUAUAUGAAGGCAGUUACACAUUCACUGGCAGCUUGGAACCAGUUACAAUCUAACCCGUCCUGAUUUACAUAGUCUUCUGUAACAGGAAUGCGUUGAGCUAGCUGUGGCCAGUCAGUUUUUGCAAUGGAUUUAUUUUAUUGAGCCCAUAACAACUUAAAUCUGUAUCUCAGAAGGCCAAAACACAGAAUGAAAGUUAGGAAAACUAAGAGAUUUACUUUAUUACAGGAAAACAUGGAUGGGAAAAAAAGCACUUCUAAUUUUGUCCUUGUCCCUUUUCUAUGUAUAUCACAUUACAGUUUUUAAACUUUUAUGUGUUGGCCUGUAAAACAAAUUUACCCUACAAGGGUUCAGUAUAAUAUCCCAAUGGACGGGAUGCUGGCGGUCAGACUCCCGACAGCGGCAUCCGGGCCAUCAGAAUCCCUACAGCCCUUCCAACAAAGUACCCUAACCCUCCCCUGCCCCCUACACUAACCCUCCCUUGUGGGUGCCUUACCCUAAACCUCCCCAGUGGUGCUUAUCCCUAACCCUAACCUUCCCUACUUGGUGCCAAAUCCUAACCUCCCCAUCCCAUGCCUAACAUUAACCCCCCCUCCCCGGUACCACCCUUCUUGCCCUGCACCCUAACCCUAACUCCCCCUUCCCUAACCAUACCCUUCUUGCCCUGCACCCUAACCCCCGCUUCUAUUGCCUAAUUCCCCCCAGUACCUAACCAUACCAUUCUUGCCCUGCACCCUCACCCUAACUCCCGCUUCUAAUGCCUAAAACCCCCGGGUACCUAACCAUACCCUUAUUGCCCUGCACCCUAACCCUAACUCCCCCUGCUAAUGCCUAACCCCCCCCCCCAGUACCUAACCAUACCCUUCUUGCCCUGCACCCUAGCCCUAACUCCCCCUUCUAACUCCUAACCCCCCCCCCCCCCCCCGGUACCUAACCAUACCCUUCUUGCCCUGCACCCUAACCCUAACUCCCGCUUCUAAUGCUUAAAACCCCCGGGUACCUAACCAUAUCCUUCUUGCCCUGCACCCUAACCCUAACUCCCCCUGCUAAUGCCCAACCCCCCCCCCCCCCCCCCGGUACCUAACCAUACCCUUCUUGCCCUGCACCCUAACCCUAACUCCCCCUGCUAAUGCCCAACCCCCCCCCCCCCCGGUACCUAACCAUACCCUUCUUGCCCUGCACCCUAGCCCUAACUCCCCCUUCUAAUUCCUACCCCCCCCCCCCCCCCUCCCCGGUACCUAAUCAUACCCUUCUUGCCCUGCACCCUAGCCCCUAACUCCUCCUUCUAAUGCCUAAACCCCCCCCCCCCCCCCCCCCCCCGCCGGUACCUAACCAUACCCUUAUUGCCCUGCACCCUAACCCUAACUCCCCCUUCUAAUGCCUGAACCCCCCUCCUCCCCCGCUGGACGGUUCAGGAUGCCAGGUGUCAGUAUUUUGACGCCGGGAUCCCAAGCUCCAUAACGAUCCGAAGCUCCAUAGGGAUCCCGUCCGGCAACAUUUUAACUACAUCCCUAUAGUAUACAUGAAGUAGGCACUUGCAUAUCCGCAAUGUAAGAGACGGUCACUAGAUGGCAGUAUUGCCACCUGGAAUGCUCCAAAUAUGUAUAGUAUACAAAAUAUAAGCAACUGAAGAUAUAUGCAUACUUGAAUACAAAUGAUCGUAAUAAUAGUUAAACAUAACAGAGAACAAAUACUUAAAUAUAUGCUAUGGAAAAAGAGCAUACACUUUACUAUAUGUUUAACUGAAGGGAGAAACAAUUUAUUUGCCAGGAUUGUAACCAAAUAAUUGAAUUACAUUUGCUUUUGACAGAUUCUCAUAAUUACAUCCAGUAUCUACAGUGUUACCAUUUAUGAGAAAAUAUACCUGAAUAGUACAUUUACGUGUAUAUAUAUUUAUAUAUUUGAGUGAUAACUGAGGAUUGAUAUCAGACCAAAGCAUGUUAUGUUACAUCAAAUAAAUGCAUUGGCUAUAA
This is a messenger RNA of Pseudophryne corroboree (corroboree frog), 3978 nucleotides long. It is a transcript of the gene COCH, whose product is annotated as cochlin. The record is from RefSeq and is a predicted model, not a curated record. The transcript is spliced from 12 exons. Bases 131 to 1780 code for a protein of 549 amino acids. NCBI's taxonomy places the organism in Eukaryota, Metazoa, Chordata, Amphibia, Anura, Myobatrachidae.